AAAGUAAGUCAAGUAAAUCUUUCAAGUUUCAGGUCUUUCGUUUGUAAUACCAAAAGUAUAAGAAUAAUUUGGUAUUGAAUAACAACCGGGCGACAAUAUAGCGUUUUCCAGUCUAUCAACAUGAUUUCCCGGUUUCUUUAUUCACUAGCGUCAUUCUGCGGCGAUGACCGAGAACACGAAGGCCUAACCAGACCGGCUAACUGCUCCAACUAGUUGAAAACAAGGCGCGUCAGAGGGAGGACGUUGUUCUCUGUCUGUCUCAAACAACGCGACUUACCUACGCGUAAUUUUGAACGCAAUCUAUUUUCGACAAGUAGCUUCAUUCCAAUACAAAAUUGUUGAUACAAUUAAACUGUAAUUAUCUAGUGAUAAAAUGGUGAUAUUAAUGACUAACUGACUGCAGUGGCAAUAAGUAGAAACUUAUUGUUUUAUUUGAAAAGUGAUUGGGCUGAAUUUCAAGAUGUCUCGCUGGGACUGGUUGGCUUGGUAUGCGCUAUGCUGCGUGUGCGCAAGUGACGCAUUGCGCGUGGGCGUGGGCAUCGCUGACGUCACGGGACCACCGGCUGAAGUUGGCUUCAUGGGUUACGCAAAUUUGGAGCAGUCAGGCCAUGGCAUCCACCUGCGGCAGUUCUCUCGCGCGUUCGUGCUGGAGGACGAGAGCAAUUCCACCCGCUUCGUCUUUGUCUCCGUGGAUGCUGCCAUGAUGGGCAUUGGUGUCAGGCGAGAGGUGCUAAAACGUCUGCAAAAACGCUACGGAGACUUAUACAACGAUGGCAAUGUGAUACUCAGUGGUACUCACACGCAUUCCACUCCGGGAGGAUUCCUACUGGACUUCCUCUUCGACCUGCCAAUAUUGGGAUUCGUCAAGGAGACUUAUAUUGCGUAUAUCACUGGGAUUGUUAAAAGUAUAGUGACAGCACACAAUAACGUGAGGCCGGUCCGCAUGGAAUACGGCGAGGCAGAGUUGCUGGGCGCCAACAUCAACAGAUCCCCGUCCUCAUACCUCCGGAACCCGCCUGAAGAGAGAGAGAAGUACAAAUACGACGUUGACAAGAGACUGGCCCAGAUCCGGUUUAUCACACCCACCAAUCAGAUACUCGGAGUCAUUAACUGGUUCGCGGUCCACCCCACCAGUAUGAACAACACAAAUCGCCUCAUAUCGUCUGACAACGUGGGGUAUGCGGCUAUACUUAUGGAGAAGGAGUUAAAUGGGAACAAUACGUUGCCGGGAAAGGGUCCAAUAGUAUGUGCAUUUGCGUCAACAAACCUGGGCGAUGUGUCUCCGAACACGCGGGGGCCGCGAUGCGAGUUCUCCGGCCAGGAAUGCGAUCAAGAGAAGCUGCUGUGCAAACUGCCCAAAGAGCGCUGCUUCGCUUCGGGCCCUGGGCGGGACAUGUUUGAGAGCACCAAGAUCAUCGCCACCAAGCUCUUCGACACUGCCAUGAGAGUCCUGAGGGAGCCAGGUGAAGACCUUACAGGACCCGUGGGAGUCAUCCACCAGUUUGUGGAAAUGCCAGUACAGGAAGUAUCACCAUAUGAUCCAGUCACAGAAACAUUUAAUGCUAGUACGAAAGUCACCGGUUGCUAUCCCGCUAUGGGCUACAGUUUCGCCGCUGGCACCACAGAUGGCCCCGGUGCGUUUGAUUUCACCCAAGGAACUACUUCUUCAAAUCCUUUAUGGAACGCAGUAAGAGACUUCAUAGCUGAGCCAACUCCUGAGGAUGUCCAGUGUCAUAAGCCGAAGCCAAUUCUACUUGCUACUGGAAGGGCGAAGUUCCCUUACGAAUGGCAACCCAAAAUAGUUUCCUGUACCGUGGCCAAGAUAGGAGGGUUGGUCCUGGCGGCUGUGCCAGGGGAAUUCACCACCAUGUCCGGGAGACGUUUGCGGAAUGUGGUUGCUACGAGUUCCGGCGCCAAGAGAGUCGUGUUAGCCGGACUUUCCAACAUAUACUCGGACUAUAUUGCCACGCCUGAGGAAUAUCAGGCUCAAAGGUACGAAGCAGCAUCUACGAUUUUCGGCCCACAUACAUUGGACAUCUAUCUCAACAAGUAUGUCGAACUCACCAACGCACUCAUACAGGGAUCGAAGUUAGAACCGGGGCCGCAGCCCCCAGACUUCAGUGAGCAGCUUAUCACGUUGGUGCCGCCAGUGCUUUGGGACUCCGCCCCCUGGGGCCACGAGUUUGGUGACUGCGUCAAGCAUCCACAGAAACACUACAGCUACGGAGACGUUGUCACUGCUACUUUUGUAUCGGGUCACCCCCGGAACAGCGUUCGCCACGGGCGAUGGUUCGCAGCUGUGGAGCGUCUGGAAUCAGAACAGGACGAUGCCUGGACCGUCGUGGCCACUGAUGCUGAUUGGGAGACCAAGUAUAUAUGGCUACGUAACUCCAAGAUACUCGGAACCAGUCACGCAGUAAUCGAAUGGGAGGUCCCCGACGGCACGCCUCCUGGGACAUACCGUUUGCACCACUACGGCAACUACAAGUACAUCCUGGGAGGCAUUUACCCCUACCACGGGUUCACUGACUCCUUUGAAGUCACUUAAUCUUAAAUUUGCGAUACAUAAUUUUUUUUAAUUGCCAUUUUAUAAUUAUACGGUACGCCAAAGUUACCCCUAUUUUUUGUAAAUAUAGAAUUAAAAAUAAAUUGUAACAUAUUUUUAAUAUGUAUAUAUAAAUUCCAAUAUUCAAUCUAGGUCAGUGGCUUCCAAAGAUAUUUAAGCGUUAAAUAAGUGCCUAUUAUAUUUGAAACGAUAAAUUUGCCUUGUUAUAAAAUUGUAAGUCAGUGAGAUUUUAUUACCUCUGGAGUCCCCGCUGCAUUAAAAGCUUCGACUUGACUGACAUCCCAUAAUUUGACAUUUUAAUUGAAAUAUUUAACCUACACUUAAAGUAAAUAUCAAAUAAGUAUUUAAUUUCAAAUGCUUUUCAUACAAAUAUAAAAUUGAAAAAAAAAAAUUCAUUGUAUUAUGGACAAGUAGAUCGCCAACGCCAAUGUUUGCUACUAAAUUACGCCGCAUUUGCUAUAUUAGUGAUAAAAAAGAAUAUUAUAAUUUGUCAUAGAUGGUACAUGAGCUGGAUUUGAUCGUAAAAUCACGACGAAGGCUUUGGCCAAUUGAUCGGCCGAUUACGAGGCUGACCUUUGUUUUGAAAACAAGUUACACUAAUUUGUCAUAUCGUUACAUUUAGUGUAGUUACAGAAACGUCAUAUCAAUUAAAAUUAGUAGCGUAUUGUCAAAGAAUUGUAUGGUACGGACAAUAGAAAUUUUAAAUCAUUGUUGUGGUACCUCUAGUCACCGAAUUAUGACCCAUAUGACAAGAAUUUUCUUGAAAUUAGCGUGCGUAUGGGUUUCUAGUUUUAUGGGACAUAAUUGCUGUAUUACAUACUUAGUACUAUUCGAUAAUAUAGAAUAUACCCAAUGCUUUUUUUUGGCCGAAUUAUGGGGCUUCAUCUCUAAGAGGUAGUUUAACAUCUCAUUGCUGUAACAACUUAUUGUAUUGUAUUAUUUUUAGAAUUAGGUGAUAUAAUUAUAUUGUUGUUUUAUUCAGUUCUACAUAAGUCUCGUAAGAAUACUAACGUAAUAAGUUAAGAAGUAUUGAUAUCUUAAUCACAACGUUCUAUAUAAAACAGGAUAGCACGAUUUUAGAACUGGUAACUUAUUUUGGUGGCCGAAGUUGAAGAAGACUUGCAAUGUCGCUUUUUAGCAUCGAAACUGUAAUGUUAAAUUAAAAUAGAUUUAAUUUUCUUUUAGAGUUACGAUUUCUGUUUUGCUUUUUAGUUUGCAAACGUUUGCCAAAUAUAGUCGCUUUCGAAGUCUACUCAAUUCUUUUGCAUUGCAUGUAAUGGAACAUUAUAGUAUUUCAAUAACGAUAUAACCUACUUAUCUACUUAAAAAUGUUAUCGUGGCUUUUUGAUAGAUAAAAAAAAAUAUAGUAUCAGGUAAAGUAAUUAACGAUUAAAUAUGUGAUUUUAUUUUUGCGAGUGUAUGUAGAGUGUGUAUGUAGGGCUGGCAUUCAAUUCUUAGGUGACUAGUUUCUGUUUAUACUUUUUUAAUUUUAUAUUCGUUUCGGCGACCUCCUUGGGGCAAUAGUGAGCGCUAUUCUCGUAAGAGUAGAAGUCCUAGGUGGAUUUAAGAAUUUAUAAUUUCUAAAUUCUCUGCUGUGGUCUGGUGGGAGGUUUUGGGAAAACCAUCGUCAAAAGCGUCAAAGCGAGUUAGGGUUUCGGUGCGAUAUCGCGUAGAAACCGAUUGAGUUUAUGGAUGUUACAUUAAUGCCUAAAAGGUUAACCAGCUUCAUAAUCACCUACUUCCAGGUGAGAUUGCAGUCGAGGGAUUUUAACUUGAGAGAGAAUUACAAAAAAACUUUUUUCACUAGUUAACUGUCGCAGCGGACAGAGCUCGGCUCGGAUAAACUAAUAAAAGUCUGAUUAUAUGACCCAGACCAGGUAGGUCAGACCUGGUCCGGGCAUCCCAGACGGUUUGAAUGGCUGGCGACCGUAAUUUAGUUAAAAGGCCAUGCUUUCAAGGCCUCCAAAUAUGUCAGUGAUUUUAUCUAAACAGAUAUAGAUAAAGUUCCUACCUAAAACGUUUAGUUGUUCCUUGGAGGUGCCGAUAAUUGAGCAUGAAUUAAUUUGUUGUUAUUAGUUUGUAAUCUGAGGCUUGCCAUCUUACUAUCUAUAUGUAAUAAACUUUU
This is a messenger RNA of Pararge aegeria (speckled wood butterfly), 4691 nucleotides long. It is a transcript of the gene CDase, whose product is annotated as neutral ceramidase. Gene Ontology annotation, biological process: ceramide catabolic process; sphingosine biosynthetic process; long-chain fatty acid biosynthetic process. Lineage: Eukaryota; Metazoa; Arthropoda; Insecta; Lepidoptera; Nymphalidae. The coding region runs from base 461 to 2548 and encodes 695 amino acids. The transcript is spliced from 14 exons. The record is from RefSeq and is a predicted model, not a curated record. Gene Ontology annotation, molecular function: N-acylsphingosine amidohydrolase activity. Gene Ontology annotation, cellular component: extracellular region.